Messenger RNA from Pelecanus crispus (Dalmatian pelican), 2183 nucleotides. NCBI's taxonomy places the organism in Eukaryota, Metazoa, Chordata, Aves, Pelecaniformes, Pelecanidae. The record is from RefSeq and is a predicted model, not a curated record.
GGCCAGGCACUCACAGCAUCUCUCCAGAGCUGUUCGAGAGCCCGCUGCUGGAGUCAGAAGAGGAACAUCUCCUGCUGGACCCAGGCAACCCGUUGAAGCUGUACUGUGAUGCCAACCAGAGCGGUGCCAGCGUGGUCUGGUACAAAGAGUCCCGGCCGCUUGUCCCAGGGGGUCGUAUCCGUCUCUGGCAGAGCCUGCUGGAGAUCUCGGAGGUGGCCUACGAGGACUCAGGGCUCUACGUGUGCCAGGCGCAGGGGACUGGGGAGAUCCUGCGCAACUUCACCAUCUCCGUUGUGGACUCACUGGCAUCAGGUGAUGACGAUGAAGACAGUGAUGGGGACAGUCCCCACAGAGACCGAAAUGAGGAGCCCGUCUACGUGCACAGAGCUCCUUACUGGACUCACCCGCACCGGAUGGACAAGAAGCUGUAUGCAGUCCCUGCGGGGAACACGGUGAAGUUUCGCUGCAUGGGCAGCCUCAGCCCCAGCAUCCGCUGGUGCAAGAACGGGCGCGAGUUCCGGGGGGAGCACCGCAUUGGGGGCAUCCGGGUAAGGGCCAGGGCCCCCCGCCAAAGCCUCCUCUGCCGGGGUCUGGCCCCCCAUCACACCUCGCCACCUUACAUCCCCUCUCUGCCGAUCCGGCUUGGCAGCAUCCGCUACAGCUACCUCCUGGAUGUGCUGGAGAGGUCCCCGCACAGGCCCAUCUUGCAGGCUGGGCUGCCUGCCAACACCACAGCCCUGGUGGGCAGCGAUGUGGAGUUCUUCUGCAAGGUCUACAGCGAUGCCCAGCCCCACAUCCAGUGGCUGAAGCAUAUCGAGGUGAACGGCAGCAGCUAUGGUCCCGACGGGGUCCCCUACGUGCAAGUGCUCAAGACUGCAGACAUCAACAGCUCCGAGGUGGAGGUGCUGUACCUGCGCAAUGUCUCCAUGGAGGACGCUGGCGAGUACACCUGCCUGGCAGGGAACUCCAUCGGCCUCUCCUACCAGUCUGCCUGGCUCACCGUGCUGCCAGAAGAGGAGCUGGUGCGGGAAGCCGAAGCCCCUGAGGCCAAGUACAUGGACAUCAUCAUCUACACCUCGGGCUCGCUGGCCGUGGCCAUGGCUGCCAUCAUCGUGGUGCUGUGCCGGAUGCAGACUCAGUCGAGCAAGCAACCACUGGAGCCCAUGGCGGUCCACAAGCUCUCCAAAUUCCCGCUCAUCCGACAGUUCUCCCUGGACUCCAGUUCCUCCGGGAAGUCCAGCACAUCCCUGAUGCGCGUCACUCGUCUCUCCUCCAGCUGUGCCCCGAUGCUGGCUGGGGUCAUGGAGCUGGACCUGCCCCUCGAUGCCAAGUGGGAAUUCCCCCGAGAGAAGCUGGUGCUGGGCAAGCCCCUGGGGGAAGGCUGCUUUGGCCAGGUGGUGCGGGCAGAAGCUUACGGCAUCGACAGAGACCGGCCGGACAGAGCCGUCACUGUGGCUGUGAAAAUGCUGAAAGACAACGCCACGGACAAGGACCUGGCUGACCUCAUAUCCGAGAUGGAGAUGAUGAAGCUCAUGGACAAGCACAAGAACAUCAUCAACCUCCUGGGAGUCUGCACGCAGGACGGGCCGCUGUACGUGAUCGUGGAGUUUGCUGCGAAGGGCAACCUGCGCGAGUACCUCCGCGCCCGCCGCCCCCCGACACCCGACUAUGCUUUUGACGUCACGGUGAUGCCCGAGGAGCAGCUCUCUUUCAAGGACCUGGUCUCCUGCGUCUACCAAGUGGCCCGUGGCAUGGAGUACCUGGAGCCCAACCGGUGCAUCCACCGUGACCUGGCUGCCCGCAACGUGCUGGUCACAGCAGAGAGCGUGAUGAAGAUUGCUGACUUUGGCUUGGCCAGGGAUGUCCACGACAUCGACUACUACAAGAAAACCAGCAAUGGUCCUAGGAUGUGGCUGACCCCCUUUGCCACACAUGAUCCCAGGUGGUCGUUCGGGAUCCUGAUGUGGGAGAUCUUCACGCUGGGGGGCUCUCCCUACCCCGGCAUCCCCGUUGAGGAGCUCUUCAAGCUGCUGAAGGAGGGGCACCGCAUGGACCGGCCAUCCCACUGCACCCAUGAGUACAUGCUGAUGCGGGAGUGCUGGCACGCCGUGCCCUCGCAGCGCCCCACCUUCAAGCAGCUUGUGGAGGGGCUGGACAAGAUCCUGGCAGCGGUUUCGGAGGAG